Messenger RNA from Drosophila subpulchrella, 1049 nucleotides. Its product is annotated as sodium/potassium-transporting ATPase subunit beta. Gene Ontology annotation, molecular function: ATPase activator activity. The transcript has a single exon. The coding region runs from base 42 to 980 and encodes 312 amino acids. Gene Ontology annotation, biological process: sodium ion export across plasma membrane; intracellular sodium ion homeostasis; intracellular potassium ion homeostasis. NCBI's taxonomy places the organism in Eukaryota, Metazoa, Arthropoda, Insecta, Diptera, Drosophilidae. The record is from RefSeq and is a predicted model, not a curated record. Gene Ontology annotation, cellular component: sodium:potassium-exchanging ATPase complex.
ACAUAGUUUUUAUUAAAAGAUUUAAGGCACACAUUUUUUUGAUGCCGAACGAGGCGAUAGUGUACUCUGGACCCUACGAAGUUGGACGACUUAGGCGUCGCAGGGACCGACGGGUGGAGGAGUACCUCUUCAGGCGCUCCAUUCGCACCCAUAUCGCGAUGCCCGACAUGACCCCGUGCCGCAUAGCCAAACUGGUGCUCUACUUCAUCGUCUUCUUUGUGUUGCUCGCGUCUUUCACAGGCGGGAUGGCCCUGCUGGUAAUGGCAUACCGAAUUCCCCCUGAUAUGCCGGGUUCCAAAAAGUUCCCCGGCCUUUGCUCAGUGCCUGGAAAGUGGAUAGGCGACGUGAAGCAUAUCAUGUGGAGCGAUGAGAACCAGAGUGAGUUGGGCGCCAUUCGGCGACAGAUGUCGCGAACGGUGGAUCGGUAUGGCCUCGAAGGCCAAAGGCGCCUGAUGUCCUGCAACCUGGACGACUCCUGGGGCUAUGCCACUGGCAAGCCCUGCAUCCUGCUAAAGCUCACCCAGGCACUGGGCUUCGAGGCGAUUACCUAUGACCACGGCAUCACUCUGCCCGAUCACGCGCCGGAUGAGCUGUACAACUACUUGUCGGAUCUGGGCUUGGAGGCACGGAUGAACCGCAUCUGGGUGCACUGCCAUUAUAAGAAGGAGGAGGGAUUGGAAAUUCAGAUUGAAUAUGUGCCGGAUCGCUAUUUCGACGCGGAAUAUCUGUUCACCACGCAGAAUGUCUUUCUAAAUCUCUCGUCGGAGGACGAGACCAGUACUUACACAGAGGAUCCCGGCCUAAGGCGGAUCAUCGGCGUCCAGUUCAAGAACAUACCGUCCAACACGGACAUCUUCAUUAAGUGUGAGGUGUGGGCCAAGAACAUCCCGCUCUACAUGGGGUCCGUCAGAUUUCAUGUUCGCCGGACGGCACCUGUUCACCCAACCACUCCAUUGUUACUAGACGAGUGGUACGAAUGAACCUAUCAACAAUCCUGUUUUGAUUUCAUAUGAUGUAACGAAUCACAAAGAUAUAAAUAAACUAAUAGU